Populus trichocarpa (black cottonwood) is the source of this 1812-nucleotide messenger RNA. RefSeq lists its product as uncharacterized. Lineage: Eukaryota; Viridiplantae; Streptophyta; Magnoliopsida; Malpighiales; Salicaceae. Gene Ontology annotation, molecular function: protein binding. The coding region runs from base 222 to 1457 and encodes 411 amino acids. The record is from RefSeq and is a predicted model, not a curated record. The transcript is spliced from 15 exons.
CCAAUGGUCAAUUAGUGAGCAACAACAUUUUACGACAGAGACAGGGGAGAGAAACACCUUAUCGUCUCCCUCCCCUCUCGUCUGACGUCUCUCUUCCAUUGUUCAUUAACUAACUACUGACAUACACACACAUUCAAAAGAAUAUAUAUAAAUUAAUUAAUUAUAAACAGAAUACAAGAAAAAACCCACCAUAUCAGACCACCAGCCGAGCCGGUUCCCUAAUGGCGAUAGCGGCGGCGGCGGCAGCCACAAUGAUCACAAGUAGCAGUAAGUUUUUGAGGUUCGGAGUUCAAUGCUCUGAUAAUUCUAGCCCAAGGCGUGGUUUUGGUUCCAAAUCUGACAACAACACCAACAACAAAAAAGUGCGCAGCAGCAGCUCAAGGGAGGAAAAGGGUAUGGCGUUACAACAAAGAAAAUCAACUACUAAACAAUCUGGUGCCUCGUUACCUUCUCAGGCACCUGGUUUAAGUUCUCGUUUUGAUGGAAAGUCUAGCAGGAAUUCUGCAGACACUGAUUUUGAGGAACGGCUGCAAGCAGUUAGAAGGUCAGCACUUGAACAGAAAAAGACAGAAGCAAUUAAAGAGUUUGGACCCAUUGACUAUGAUGAACCAGUUAAAACUGAAAACAAGACAAUUGGACUUGGAACUAAGAUUGGAGUAGGAGUAGCUGUUCUGGUCUUUGGCUUGGUUUUUGCUCUUGGAGACUUUCUUCCUUCAGGAAGUGAUGGUCCAACAGAAGAAGCUACAGUAGUCAAUAAAAAGCUAUCAGAAGAAGAGCAGAAUACUCUUCGGGCUAGGUUGAAACAAUAUGAAUUGACACUCAGCACUGCCCCUAAGGAUUCAAUUGCACUUGAAGGAGCUGCAGUAACAUUGGCUGAAUUAGGAGAAUAUACUCGGGCUGCCUCUCUGCUUCAGGACUUGGCAAAGGAGAAACCAGGCGAUCCUGAUGUUUUUCGUUUGCUUGGAGAAAUUAAAUAUGAACUCAAAGAUUAUGAUGGGAGUGCUGCUGCAUAUAGGAUUUCUGCAGCGGUAUCAAAAAAUGUUGAUUUUGAAGUUCUGCGUGGUCAUGCUAAUGCAUUGCUUGCUGCUAAGAAACCAGAUGAGGCUGUUCAAGUCCUCUUGGCUUCUCGUGCUAAGCUAAAUUCUGGAAAAUCAAGCAGUGUUGAUAUUAAGGUCGAUGGGAAUGGUAUGGAAAUUGAAUCACAGGAGGUGGACCCUAUUCAAGUUGACUUGCUUCUUGGGAAGGCUUAUUCAGAUUGGGGACAUGUAAGUGAUGCCGUGUCAGUUUAUGAUCAGCUUAUUUCUAGUCACCCUGAUGACUUCCGUGGUUACCUGGCAAAGGGAAUUAUAUUAAAAGAAAACGGGAAUGUUGGAGAUGCAGAGAGGAUGUUUAUCCAGGCACGAUUUUUUGCACCGGAGAAGGCCAAGGUGCUCGUUGAUCGUUAUGCAAGAAAGUGAACAAUUAAUUGUAUAUUUGCAUGUUCCAAGCCUGAGCAUUCUCAACGGGGCCAGACGCACCUGGUGUAUACAGCAUGAUAAUCAAGACUCCAGUUUUUCGAAGGAUACACACAGCAUGAUUAGGCGAGCUUGACUGGCCUCUAUUUAACUCCGCUGUUGCCUGUUUGGACUGUGUAUAGUAGUCAAGGGAGUUUUGAAACCCGAAGGAGAGAGGGGGAGUGCAUGUGCUCCCUUUAUACUCAUUAUUAUUUAAAGAAGCCUUAGGGUGAAAGUGUAAAGAUGUGUUUGGAAUUGUGGUAGCUAUUAUAGUUGUGGUUUGAAAAAAAUUAUUUUAUAAAAUGUAAUUUUAAUUGAA